CCUACGUUUCGAAUCGAUUUGAAACAUAAACAAGCUUUGGAUACCUCCGAGAGGGAAAUAGUUACUUGAGAAGUAUUUAUUAAUUAUUCUGUGUUUUUUAACCAAAUUUUUGUAAUAAUAUUUUGAGAUAUUAGUCAAAACUUGCUUAGUUUGCUGGAAAAAGGUUGUUGUUUGCCAAAAUGAAAGUAGUUCAUAUAGCUACAAUUUUCAUUCUACAUUUCAUCAAGUCUGAUCUUGCUUUUACUCAUUCUUAUAUAAAGAGUCUCAGUGGAAAACCUUCCUUAAGAGAAAAUCAAGAUCAUUCCAGCAAUGAAAUUCCUCAUGAUGAAAUAAAGCCUAAAUAUGAUGAUCAGCAUCACUAUUAUCUUCCUAUGCAAACUACAUUUGGUUCUUACCUUGAUCCAUCUGCUUCUGGGGCUUCUAUCACCUCUCCACCCAAAAUAGCUCCUUCAUCUGUUCACAAAAGUUAUGAUCAGACAGUUUCCUCUGAUUUUGAACAAGAUCAGUUUGAUGAUGAAUUGUUGAUACCAUAUUUGAGCCAGUGCAUAUCAGAAACUCCCUCUAAUGAGAAGUUUGAAUCUGAUGCAAUAAUAUCAUCUAAACAGUUUGUACCAGAGAAUCAUGCAUUGUCUGGACAUACGGAAAUAGUUUCCAAAACUAGCAGUGAAGGCGAUGCUUCAAAAAGUUCUGAAAGGGCGUCUGAAUCAUCAACUCCAUUUCAAAGAACUCAUAUUUAUAUGCCUUCUGUUACAGAUCUGUGACAUCUUGAAUCUGCUGUACGAAUGCGAAUGCAAUUUUAUACAAGCAUCACUUGUUAAUAGAAUAAUUUAUACCUUUUUCUGAGUUUUUGUUUCAUUUUAAUCCAAAUGCAAUUGUUGAUCUAAAAUUGAGAAAGUUGUAAUGCAUUUUUACAUGUAUGUAAGAAGCAUCAAUAAGUAUUUUACUUUUUCCAGGCCUUUUGCUUAACUCUUAACUGCAGCUGGACUGUAUGUUUGACUUCUUCUUCUGGUCAUUUAUAUCUGUUUUUAUUGACUCUUUAUGCUGUUAAUUUCUAUGUCUUUAUUAAUGUAUAAAAUUUUCAUGUUGUACCCUCUUUCAUUACUAUUUAUUAUUACAAAAGCAUGAUACAUCAUUUUUGUUAUUGUUAUUGUUGUUCAACUUCAAAUCUUUUAUAUUAUUUGAUAUAGAAAGAGUUUCAAUACAAAAUUGAAUCUGUAAGAAGGCUCAAGUAACUUGAAAUUCUGUCAUCUGUUUGGAAAAAAAAGACUUUUUCUUAAUUUUGUUGUGAAAUUACUGAUUGUUAAAAUGUUUUCUUCUUUCUCUCUCUCACAUUUUUUUAACAAUGGUAUUUAACAUAAGUAUUCUAAAGUAAUAGGCAAAAUUUUUAGUUAGAGAAGGUUUUUUUUUUUUUUUUUGCUUUGUUGAUUUUUUUAAAAAUUAUUAUGAGGUUAAUUUUUUUUAGUUGAUAUGGGGAAAAAAAUACGAUUUAAAAAAUGAUAAUAAAAUGCUUUAUUUCUUAUAUAUUUUUACUUACUAAAGUUUACUUUUUCAAAAUAUUAAUUGGAUAUUCUUAAAUGAUAAAGGUUGCUGUCAGUCAGUUGUUGCUUUUAGUGAAUAAGAGAAUUGAUCAAAACUGUGUGUGUGUAUAUAUAAUAUGAAAAUUACUAUCUUUCAGAGUUUAUCUUAUGGGAUUUUCAUUAAUUUAUUGAAACCUUUCAAGUGUUUUUUUUUAAACUGAAAAGAUUAUUUUAAAAAUGAAUUGAAUAACAUUGCCUUGGAAUUUUUCUUUAUGGUAUUAGCUACCUUGAGAAAAACUCAGCAGAUAAUUCUUUAAGUAUCAAAAAAUGUCUUUUACUUGAAAAAUAAUUAUAAAUAUUGACUUGUUUGAACCAAAUUUAAUCAAACUUUAAAUUUUUUCUUCUUUGCUGUGCUGGUUAAGUUUUGUCGAAAAAUUAUAUAUGUAAAAUCAAAAUAAAGUAAAGGGGAAGUGGGUGUUUGGAAAUUUGUUGUGUUAUUGUUGGAAAAUUGUAUGUUGUGCUUUACAAUCUUGAUAUAAAUAUAUCUAGUAUUUAAGGUAUGUAAAAAAAAAAAAAAAAUUGCAAGUAUUGCUUUUUUUUUUUUUUUUUGAGUUUUUUUUUGUAAAUUUGCUAGCUAACACAACUACUUCAAUUAAUGAACAUCUCAAACUAUCUAUUAUUUGUUUUGUACAGUGUAAAGUGUAAUUUUAAAUAAAAUAUUUGUUUUUGAUUCUUCAUGAAUUGAGAAUUUGCUCUCCAUUCUUAAAAUAUUUGUUUAUAUUGUGUUUCUUUGAGCUUUUCCAAAUAUUUACAUAUUUAUAAAUAAUUUGACAUUUUAAGCAUGUUUAAAUGCUACAUAAAAUAUUUAUUUUAUAAUAGGUAUGAUGAAAAUGCUUACAAUCUUUACUUGAAAAGAAAAAUGUACUUUAAAAAAAAUUUAUAUUUUACAUUUUAAAAAUCGAAUGGAAAAAAUGAUGUGUCAAGUGAACUCUUGCACAUGAAUUUCACUCGACAAAGUCGAGUGAAAUUGGUUUCUUCUUUCAUAUUUGCAGAAAUUAAUUGUACUAAUAUAUUACAAUUCUUUUGGAAAGCUAUCUUUUUGUUGGUCAAAGCAGUUUCUUUAAUAUUUACUAUGGAAUUAUAACUUCUGAAGUUAAUAUAUUCUUCUGCAUGUAAUAAGAUAAAGAUUGUAUCUUCUGAAAUUUUGAAUCUUAUUUAACUACUUAAUUGUUCAAAUAACAAACUGUUACAUUUACCAAGUUGUGAUUUCAAUUUUGUUUCUGAAACUAAGAAAUCUGCAAUUACUUUCAAACUUAUUAAUAUAUGUUUAAUUUCUUUACAUUUUUAAAUACCUCAUUUUUAUUUCGUCUGAUUUUUACAAGGUUUUUUUUUUUUCUUUUUUAAAUUUAAAUGUUUGAUAAUCAUUUGUGUUAUUUCAAAUUGUAAUUCAUCUGUAUAAGAAUAAAUAUAAUUCAUAAAACACUGUCAUCCUUUUUUAGCUAUUUUAUUUGGACAUUGUGAAAUUUUGAUUGUAUAUUAUUACUCUUUCUUCUGAUUCACCUAGGAAAGAGUAAACUAUUCAAGGCUGGAUUUACAUAUUUCUUCAUUGUAACACAAAGCACAAAAUGCUGCACCCCCUUUUCUGUCAAAAAGUAGUCUCGUGAUGAUAUUCAGUUUAAUAUCUGGCUGUUAAUUUUUGACCAUAAAAUUACACAAUGCAAUAUUUUUAAUCUUUUAACUACAUUAUAUUUUUCAAUCAAAACUAUGGCUCCGUAUGUAAUACCACAUCACCUUAAAGACAUACUAGAUCCAUAAGUAUUUUUUGUUAUUGUUGUAAGAGAUUUAUCAGUUCUAAUAAAAUCUACUUCAGUAUUAAGAAAUGCUAAAACAUUUGGAUUUUUAUCUGCAUUACAAAUCUUAAAAAUAGUUCCAAAUAGAAAAAGACAAGAAAUAACUCAAUGAGCUUCAAAACCAUAUUUUAAUCUAAUUAAAAAUUCAAAGAACUUAUAAAUUUUUGCCAAAAUAUUGUACCAUUAAAAUGGCUUUACGCCUGCUUAGUUUAUUAUUAUUCAAUUUUUUUUUUAAAAAAAUGUACUCAUUUUAUAUAGCAUAAAAAAUGUAUAUAAUAUGACUAAAGGUUUGUAUGAAUUUAAUAAUAUUGAAAAGUAUUAUAAAUUGUAUAUUUUUAAAAAUAUUAAAGUAGUGUAAAUGAAAUAUUUAAGAUUAUUUUAGAAUUGUUUAGUUACAAAUUUUGAACAUUUGUAUGAAAUUUUUUUCGUAUUUUCACUUUUUCUGAUUGAAAUUACAUUUUGUGAAGAAACUCAUAAAAAUGCUGGAUAUCAAAUGGUAGUGAGUUUUUUUAUGUGUUGAAAACAAUCUUGUUGUAUUUUACUUUUUGAAACACUUGAAAUGCUGUUUGAAAAUUGGUUAUCUUAAUAAAAAAAAA
Molecule: messenger RNA, 3963 nt
Organism: Argiope bruennichi
Lineage: Eukaryota; Metazoa; Arthropoda; Arachnida; Araneae; Araneidae
Exons: 5
Coding region: 180-761 (193 amino acids)
Source: RefSeq, a predicted model, not a curated record